UGAUUUGGGAAAUUCUCCUGGGUUGGGGCUGCGGUUACAGAACAUUACAAACAAUAUGUUCCUGGAUGAAGCAUAAUUAUAAAGAACAAAAUGUUCCUUCGAUAAGAGAACUACAGAAAAUCUUAGUGGAUCUAGAGGAUAAGCCACAAAGUUUUGUUGGCUCAAGGCAGUGGAUAGGCAGCUUUGAGGUCUGCCUAGUAAUAGACAAAUUAUUCGACAUACCGUGCAAGAUGCUCCAUGUAAACAAGGGUGAUGAGCUGAAAAACAUAGUGGAGCAGUUGAAGACACAUUUUGACAAGUUUGGCAGCCCUGUGAUGAUGGGUGGUGACGUAGACUGUUCGUCUAAAGGAGUCAUGGGUAUCAGAGUUGACGGAAAUAAUGCAAGCUUACUUAUUGUGGAUCCUCAUUACGUAGGCAAAGAACACACUAAAGAAUUCCUUCACCAUAAGGGCUGGAUCAAGUGGCAACCGUUAAAUGAAUUCCUAACUUCAUCCUUCUACAACUUAUGUUUACCACAAAUUAAGGCAAGAAGUAAAAAUUAAUAAUAAAACAAGAUAUUACUA
Pectinophora gossypiella (pink bollworm) is the source of this 563-nucleotide messenger RNA. RefSeq names its product ufm1-specific protease 2 (gene Ufsp1). The transcript has 4 exons. The coding region runs from base 66 to 542 and encodes 158 amino acids. Lineage: Eukaryota; Metazoa; Arthropoda; Insecta; Lepidoptera; Gelechiidae. The record is from RefSeq and is a predicted model, not a curated record.